AGGUAGACCAUCGAGAUGGAACAAUCAGAAACCUACCACCUAAGAAAGAUGUUGUCUUCUCUAGUGUUCUGCAGCUGUUUCGUGGCUCUCAUGACCAUCGGCUCGGCCAAUGUCGAUCCUUACUACCGCAAUUCGGUCCAACAGGUAGACCAGACUCUGUACUCUACUCUGUUGGCGCUAUUACUGGCCGGGAAUGCAGAGCAAACACUCGCCGAAAGCCAAUAUCAACGAAGAAAUCCUCAACAAGCUCGACCUUAUUAUAGUUCUAUGGGAUCGUCGUUUUACCCAUCCUACUAUCCAGUAUUCCCCCCGCCAUCACAGGCUGAUUAUUACCUUCCCAAUCAACAGCAAGGAGAUGAAUCAUCAGCAUUAUUUCGGUCAGGAUCGGAACCCCGAUUCUUUGGGUUGAAAAAGGCUUCACUUUCUGGAUUGAUUUCUGCCCUGAGGGGACCACCAGGCCCUCCAGGUCCUCCAGCCCCAGCCCCAGGGCCCGCUCCGGCUCCAGGCCCAGCUCCAACCCCAGCUGGUAUUCCGGGUCCUCCAGGUCCUCCUGGCCCAAUAGGUGCUAUUGGAUCUGUAGGACCAGCUGGGGCGGCUGGAAAAGAUGGACCGCCUGGACCAGCUGGAGCAGCCGGCGCAAUUGGUCCUGUCGGACCUCCCGGCCCAGCAGGCCCAGCAGGUCCCGCAGGUCCCGCAGGUCCAGCAGGUCCAGCUGGCCCUGCUGGUCCUUAAAAAGUCUUGUUGGCUGAUAGUAGCCAAGUAGCCUAUACAGCACGAGGACGGGAAGGUUAAUUGCAAUAUAUUGUCUUAUUUCAAAAACAUUGUUGGUGCUGGUAUUUGUAAAAGGAAUGGGAUCUGGGGGAUAUAGAUGCACUUAACUAACAUUAACCAUUCUCAAUGAAUCUUGAAGUUGUAUUAACUCUUUAAUAAUGGAUUCAAUAAAUAAACCGCAAUCAAAUAUGA
Messenger RNA from Daphnia pulicaria, 963 nucleotides. RefSeq names its product EMI domain-containing protein 1-like. The coding region runs from base 16 to 732 and encodes 238 amino acids. NCBI's taxonomy places the organism in Eukaryota, Metazoa, Arthropoda, Branchiopoda, Diplostraca, Daphniidae. The transcript is spliced from 4 exons. The record is from RefSeq and is a predicted model, not a curated record.